Penicillium argentinense is the source of this 1905-nucleotide messenger RNA. RefSeq lists its product as uncharacterized. The coding region runs from base 1 to 1905 and encodes 634 amino acids. The transcript has 2 exons. The record is from RefSeq and is a predicted model, not a curated record. NCBI's taxonomy places the organism in Eukaryota, Fungi, Ascomycota, Eurotiomycetes, Eurotiales, Aspergillaceae.
AUGAGUACAUUUCAAUUAUUCCCUCCGCCUGCGCCCGAGGUGCGAGGGUCCAAGAACCCAUUUCGAAAGGGCGUUCAGAAACCCGCCAUGAAAGCCGAGCCGGGGUCUCCUGUUCAACUUGACGAGAUCAAGGAUUCUGCGAAGACGGAGUCGGUCUUGCUUCAAAUUAUUGAGGAUACCAAAAGUACCCAAUCUACCCAAUCAUUUCCCCCUUUGCCACCAGUUCCGACAUCUCAAAUCUCAAGAUCCAAAAAGUUGGCUACCGGGUCAUCGCAGCAGUCGAGGCCUGCUCAGUCUGCUAGCAGUCGGAGCCGUCAAUAUCUCGAGUCUGCGGAGAGUAGUGCUAGUUCGAGCAGUAACAGUGCACACGCCUCGAGCUUGACUGUCUCGCCUCAAUCUUCGCAGUCAUCUGUUUCGCCUGUACCGAUGAGAUCGAUGUUUCCUCGCUUUGAUCCGAAGGUUGCGCUCAACCAGCAAAACAACACUCCACAUAUGUCUACCGAUGCACCCGCGCGUAAAUCUCGCAGACCAAAUCUCACCCUCACGACCACAUCGGAUAUUGAUAAUGUCCUCGGUCCAAAAACAGUUCCUGCAAGUGUGGUGAACUUUCCCAUGGGCGUCCUUGAGUCGGAAGAGAUUCAAUACUCUUCCAAGCAAGAUUUGGAAACUUUAUGGGAGGCUGCCAACGGCCAAAGACCGCAGGAAACAUGUGACCUACUCGAACAACGAAAUCUCGCUCUCCCGAGCACCCCCUCAAACCCAGAAGGCGACGUCCCAAUCAUGGGCCUGAACCUCGAGGACCGGCACCGCCGUGAAUACCCCAACGACGACCUUGUGGCGCUCAUCUUCUCCAGACUAGCCGCUAUACUCGCCAUCGAGCAAGCAGAAGAGAUCAGCAAACAGCACCACCUCACCUCCUCCGAAGCAGCCGAUGUCGAAAGCAACGCCCUCAAACAAGCCGCCGCACAGGAAUCCUGUCGUCUAUCUUGGAACCGCAACCUGCGCUGCUACGAGCUGCGUCACCCCUCUUUCUCAAAACGGACACCGCCAGCCUUGGUUGGCGCCGCGGGCAUUCCUCUUUCCCCCGUUCGAUCUCGAUCAUCGGGUAUUCUACAUAUUACUGUUUCCGCACCUUCGAGCGAUGCCUCGCCUGCUCAACCGCCGACUAUCAUCGUAACGGGACCUGUCUCGUCGACUGCGAUGGAGGCUGCGCAGCAGGCCGCAACGGCGCGAACGUCGACCCUACCUGUGACAGACCAGGACGAGCCACUCGCCGCGCUUGAUCUCGCGACCCAAACGCUCUCUAUUUCACCGGCUGCUGUCAUCGCGACGAUCCCCUCGCUGUACGCGAUCGACUCGCUCAUCGCGGCAAUCCUCGCAGUCGCCGUUUCAGAUGGAACAACCAAUCCCAUCUUGGCUGAUAUGAAACUCGGUGAUACCAGUCGCCCUUCCGACUCGUAUAAACCAAGUGAACCAUCUCAAGCCCCAUACCGCGGGAGACUUAUCACGACACUCGCAGAGCGAGAAGACUACGCCGAGAGUCUGCAACUAGCCUCCCAAAUCGAAGACGCGAAUGCAAAGGCCGAGACGGCAGCGAAGAGAAAAAGCCUCUUUAAAUUCUGGGACCGAUUGAAAACCAAAUCCCCGCAGGCUGGGCCUAGUAUACGGAAGGGCAAGAAUAAGAAGCAGCAGGUUGUGGUUGAGGAAAUUGAUCUGGAGAAAUAUGGUCGGUAUGGCCAUGGCUCGUCGCGGGAGGGGGAGAAGUUGCCCGGGACGGUUCGAACUAUCCUGAAGAUAUUGUUUUGGGGGCUGGAGCUGUUGGUCAAAGGUUUGACACUUGCUGUGAAGGUGCUUGCGUGGGUGCUGGUACGCUCGACUCGGUGUGCGACGAGUGAGAAGUUCUGA